GGAGCCGCGCCUCCCCCUGCGUCGCCAUGGCAACAUCCUGCACAUGCGCUUCGCCGACCGCGUCUAGGCCAGGCGGAAACAGGCUCUGCGGGCAGGGCAAGAACACAGGGCGGGCUUUUAAAGGGAUCAUCCCUUCUCUAGCCGGCCUGGUUACCCGGACUGUGAAGUGUUCUGCCACAUCCUAACCUCACCGGCGUGCUCAGCCAUGGCCAGACCUCCCGUGCACGGUUCGGUGAUUGUCACCGACUGGCAUGAGACAGUCGAGGGCAAGGAGUACUUAGCCUGCAUCCUGCGCAAGAAUCGCCGGCGGGAGUUUGGGUUGCUGGAACGGCCGGUGCUGCCCCCUUCAGUGGCCAUUGAUACUGCCAGCUACAAGAUCUUUGUGUCUGGGAAGAGUGGUGUGGGCAAGACCGCAUUGGUGGCGAAGCUGGCAGGCCUGGAAGUGCCUGUAGUGCACCAUGAGACCACGGGUAUUCAGACCACUGUGGUGUUUUGGCCAGCCAAGCUAAGGGCCAGCGACCGUGUGGUCAUGUUCCGCUUUGAGUUCUGGGACUGUGGCGAGUCUGCCCUCAAGAAGUUUGAUCAUAUGCUACCGGCUUGCAAAGAGAAUGCAGAUGCCUUCCUGUUCCUCUUCUCUUUCACUGACCGAGCCUCCUUUGAAGACCUUCCUGGACAGUUGACCCGCAUAGCCAGCGAGGCUCCUGGGGUGGUCAAGAUAGUCAUUGGCUCCAAGUUUGACCAGUACAUGCACACAGAUGUACCAGAGCGAGACCUCACAGCCUUCCGGCAGGCCUGGGAACUGCCCUUGCUUCGGGUCAAGAGUGUACCAGGGCGACGGCUGGCAGAUGGGCGUACACUGGACGGGCGGGCUGGGCUGGCUGACACUGCCCAUGUUCUCAAUAGCCUUGCAGAACAGUUGUGGCACCAGGACCAGGUGGCAGCUGGCCUGCUCCCCAGUUCCCCAGAGAACACCCCUGGAUGAAGGGGGACGACAUCCUGAGUGGUGACAGGGACUGAUGAUCCCACACUAUAUCCCUUGGGUGACCCAGGGAAGAUGAUGGAACCUAGGGCCCAAGGCUCAUGCAAGGACA
Molecule: messenger RNA, 1091 nt
Organism: Phodopus roborovskii (desert hamster)
Lineage: Eukaryota; Metazoa; Chordata; Mammalia; Rodentia; Cricetidae
Gene: Cplane2
Product: ciliogenesis and planar polarity effector complex subunit 2
Exons: 6
Coding region: 206-982 (258 amino acids)
Molecular function (GO): GTPase activity; GTP binding
Source: RefSeq, a predicted model, not a curated record